Molecule: messenger RNA, 928 nt
Organism: Mastomys coucha (southern multimammate mouse)
Lineage: Eukaryota; Metazoa; Chordata; Mammalia; Rodentia; Muridae
Gene: Spin1
Product: spindlin 1
Exons: 7
Coding region: 185-928 (247 amino acids)
Biological process (GO): regulation of DNA-templated transcription; gamete generation
Cellular component (GO): nucleoplasm; cytosol
Source: RefSeq, a predicted model, not a curated record
ACCUGCUGUCUUGAUGCUCGUUUUACAGAGUACUCGGGAUUCCAUGUGUUUUUGCUGAACUUGUAAAGGAGACAACCUGGAUGGUGGAUUAACAAGAACACUGACCUGUGGGCAGCCUCAUAGCUGAGAACAUUGGAUUUUCACCCUAGUCCAGCAGCUCUGCUGCUCACAUAGAUACAGAUGAAUGAAGACCCCAUUCGGGAAGACACCUGGCCAGCGGUCCAGAGCUGAUGCAGGCCAUGCUGGAGUAUCUGCAAACAUGAUGAAGAGGAGGACAUCUCACAAAAAACAUCGGACCAGUGUGGGACCAAGCAAGCCUGUGUCCCAGCCCCGGCGGAACAUCGUAGGCUGCAGGAUCCAGCAUGGGUGGAGAGAGGGCAACGGCCCUGUCACCCAGUGGAAGGGGACUGUCCUGGACCAGGUGCCUGUGAAUCCUUCCCUGUAUCUUAUAAAGUACGAUGGAUUUGACUGUGUUUAUGGACUAGAACUUAAUAAGGAUGAAAGAGUUUCUGCACUGGAAGUCCUCCCAGAUAGAGUCGCAACAUCUCGGAUCAGCGAUGCACACUUAGCGGACACAAUGAUUGGCAAAGCAGUGGAGCACAUGUUUGAAACAGAGGAUGGCUCUAAAGAUGAGUGGAGGGGAAUGGUCUUGGCUCGGGCACCUGUCAUGAACACAUGGUUUUACAUCACCUAUGAGAAAGACCCUGUCUUGUACAUGUACCAGCUCCUAGAUGACUACAAAGAAGGCGACCUCCGCAUCAUGCCCGAUUCCAAUGAUUCGCCUCCAGCAGAAAGGGAGCCAGGAGAAGUUGUGGACAGCCUGGUAGGCAAGCAAAAAUCCAGCAUGCUAGGGUCUGCCAUCUUCCAAGAUGGAGGCACCCCGGUGAGCUCCCGAUUUAAAGCACGGACACUCCGGAACCGUUGCUGA